Messenger RNA from Nyctereutes procyonoides (raccoon dog), 2332 nucleotides. It is a transcript of the gene CD14, whose product is annotated as CD14 molecule. The coding region runs from base 181 to 1302 and encodes 373 amino acids. Gene Ontology annotation, biological process: lipopolysaccharide-mediated signaling pathway; positive regulation of type I interferon production; positive regulation of non-canonical NF-kappaB signal transduction. The transcript has 2 exons. The record is from RefSeq and is a predicted model, not a curated record. NCBI's taxonomy places the organism in Eukaryota, Metazoa, Chordata, Mammalia, Carnivora, Canidae. Gene Ontology annotation, molecular function: lipopolysaccharide binding; protein binding. Gene Ontology annotation, cellular component: lipopolysaccharide receptor complex; external side of plasma membrane; membrane raft.
UGACCAGGGUUCACGGAGGAAGGAACCGAGUGACAUCCCAAGGGUUGCAUAAACUCCCAGGCCGCCAAAGAGGACAGAUACUGUGGAACCUAGAAACCAUUGAGUGCCUCUGUAUAGGAAAGAAGCCGGAGCCCUUCCCCGAGCCCGCUGGAACGUAGAGGCUCGAAGCACCGAUUGACCAUGAUAUGCACACCCUGCUUGCUGCUGCUGCUGCUGCCGCCGGUGCUGUGCGUCUCUGAGACCUCACUAGAGCCCUGCGAAGUAGAUGACGACGAUUUCCGCUGCUUCUGCAACUUCACGGAUCCGCAGCCCGACUGGUCGAGCGCAUUCCAGUGUAUGAUUGCCGUCGAGGUGGAGAUCCACGGCGGCGGCCGCAGCCUGGAACAAUUUCUAAAGGGCGCAGACGCGGACCCAAAGCAGUACGCUGACAUGGUCAAGGCCCUGCGUUUGCGGCGGCUCACCGUGGCCUCUGCACAGGUUCCUGCUGUGCUGGUGACCGCCUUCCUGCGGGCGCUGGGGUACUCCCGCCUCAAGGAACUGACGCUCCAGGACCUGGAGGUAACCGGCACGCCGCCGCCGCCGCUUCUGGAAGCCACUGGGCCUGCGCUGUCCACCCUCACCCUCCGGAACGUGUCGUGGGCAACGGGAAGUGCCUGGCUCGCCGAACUGCAGCGGUGGCUGAAGCCGGGCCUCAAGGUACUGAACAUCGCGCAGGCACACUCGCUUGCUUUUUCCUGCGCACGACUCCGCACCUUCCCGGCGCUCACCACCUUAGACCUAUCCGACAAUCCCGGACUGGGAGAGCACGGACUGACUUCGGCUCUCUGUCCGCAGAAGUUCCCGGCCCUCCAGGCUCUAGUUUUGCGCAACGCGGGAAUGGAUACGCCGAACGGCGUGUGCGCGGCGAUGGCGGUGGCGGGUGUGCAACCCCGCCACCUAGACCUCAGCCACAACUCGCUGCGCGCUACCGCCCCAGGCGCUCCUGCGUGUGUCUGGCCCAGCGCCCUGGACUCUCUCAACUUGUCCUUCUCUGGGCUGGGGCAGGUGCCUAAGGGACUACCCGCCAGGCUUAGCGUGCUUGAUCUUAGGUGCAACAAGCUGAACAGAGAGCCUCGGCUAGAAGAGCUGCCUAAGGUGAGUAACCUGACACUGGACGGGAAUCCCUUUCUGGACCCCGAAGCUCCCAAGUACCAAGAAAACCCGACGACGUCUGGCGUGGUCCCAUCCUGUGCGCGUUCGGGCCUGGCGGUGGGGAUGUCAGGAACUCUCGCGGUGCUUCAAAGGGUGGGGGGCUUUGCCUAAGGCCCAGGAGAGACGAAUGAAUUGCCUCAGAUUGCCCUGCUUCCAGCAAAGCCUUAUCAGGACGUUUUAACCAACCAACCUGCAGCCCUAUCUUCAUUAAAAUCUGGAACAACGAUCCGUGUCAUUCACUCGACGGGUGGGUACUGGGUGUCUGCUGGGGCACAGUGCUGGAUGUGGAAUCCAUUAUAUUUAGACUUCUUUCAUCCUAAUUCCCUAGAAACCUAAGAAUAGAAUUUAGAGGACAGAAGGGGCAGGGAAUGUUGCCUGUCUAGGCUGUGGUGAGAAACGGGGGUUUCUGUGCAGUUGGGCUUUCUGAGAUUACUUGCACCUGUGUUAAAGUUUAAAAGAGGGGCGCCUACCCGGGAUCGAAUCCCACGUCGGGCUCCCGGUGCAUGGAGCCUGCUUCUCCCUCUGCCUAUGUAUCUGCCUGUCUCUCUCUGUGUGUGUGACUAUCAUAAAUACAAAUUAAAAAAAAAAAAAGAGGGGCGCCUGGGUGGCUCAGCGGUGGAGCGUCUGCCUUUGGCUCAGGCUGUGAUCCCGGGGUGCCAGAUUGAGUCCCACAUCGGGCUCCUGCAUGGAGCCUGCUUCUCCCUCUGCCUGUGUCUCUGCCUUUCUCUCUCUCUCUGUCUCUCAUGAAUGGGUAAAUAAAAUCUUUAAAAAAUAAAUAAAUAAUAAAGUUUAAAAGACUUUUUGUUUGUUUGUUUAAAAAGAUAUUGAAUGAAUGGUAAACAUGCUUAGGAAAAUACAGGAUAUUUCUUCUCUGGUGCACUUUCCAAGAGCCAUCUGCUCCCUCUUUCAAAGCAGAGUUAUCUGCUUAUUCUCCCUCUUUCUCUCUCCCACUACCCAGAGAGAGAAGGGACAACUCUGCCAUCUGUCCUACAUAAGUUGUGAGUUUCAUAAUUUCAGGGUUUCUCUUCUGCUGUGUAAAGCCCCUCUGCGCAUCCAGGUACCCUGGCUUUCACUGUGUCAUCUAAUAGAGAAUGUGGACAUGGAGGGCUGUUGGAAGAUGCUGUCAUUAAACAGUCUAUCU